GAGUGGCGGAGAGAGAAGCGAGCAUGCAUCCCGAGGCUUCGGAGCCGCCGGAGGACAGCGCGGCAGAGCCCAGUCUGGAGGAAUCGGCAGGCGAUCACGGCGACGCGGGGCCAGGGGUCCUCAAAGAAGAAAUUAUUGAGACCAAGGAAACAUGUGUGGGCCCUUCUACAACAUCCUGCCAAAGUCAGCAGCAACAGAGUGGUGACAGCAAAUCAGAUGGUCACUUAGCUCAUACAAGAAAUGACAGAGAUGAUCAGAGCCCCAGGAUGACUAAACAAUUCCUUCAAAAACUCUGCAAGCAACACAAGCUGUACAUCACCCCUGCCCUGAACGACACGCUAUAUUUACACUUUAAGGGCUUUGACCGCAUUGAGAACCUGGAGGAGUACACUGGCCUCCGCUGCCUCUGGCUGGAGAGCAAUGGCAUCCAGAGGAUCGAGAACCUGCAGGCCCAGACCGAGCUGCGCUGCCUCUUCCUGCAAGUGAACCUGUUGCACAAAAUCGAGAACCUGGAGCCGCUCCAGAAGCUGGACGCGCUCAACCUGAGCAACAACUACAUCAAGACCAUCGAGAACCUCUCCUGCCUCCCUGUCCUGAACACACUGCAAAUGGCCCACAACCGCCUGGAGACGGUGGCAGAUAUCCAGCACCUCAGGGAGUGCCCGCAACUCUGUGUCCUCGACCUCUCCCACAACAUGCUGAGUGACCCCGAGAUCCUGACCGUGCUCGAGAGCAUGCCCUGUCUGCGUGUACUGAACCUGAUGGGGAAUGCAGUGAUCAAACACAUCCCUAACUACCGCAGGACUGUGACUGUCCGUCUGCUGCACUUGACUUAUCUGGAUGACAGGCCAAUUUUCCCCAAAGACAGGGCGUGUGCAGAGGCGUGGGCCCGAGGGGGCUAUGCAGCUGAGAAGGAAGAACGGCAGCAGUGGGAGAGCAGGGAACACAAGAAGAUAACAGACAGCCUGGAAGCCUUGGCCAUGAUCAAGCGGCGGGCUGAGGAACGGAAGAGGGCAAGAGAAAGAGGGAAGACACCCCUGCCAGACAGUGAGGAGAGUACCACUGCCAGCCCAGAGGUUCAGGAAGGGCCACCCAUGGGGGAAACCCAGCAGAAAAUGGAGUUGUUUGUGAAGGAGAGCUUCGAAGCCAAAGAUGAACUGUUCCCAGAGAAGCUAGGCACAGAAGAGGAGCUGCCUGUGGUGGUGAAUGGGACAAUGGAAAAGCCAGACUUGCCUGCGAGCCUGGCUCACACUCGGUCACCUGUGGGGGUCAGCCCUGAAGAGUCCACGUCCCCAGCAGCAGCUGUUGAUGCGGCCAAAACGGACGACACAGAGGCCAUUGCCCUUGGGACCCAGGAGAAGCUUUUCAUCGAUGACCUGCCUGACUUGGAAGAUGUUGAUGGCACUGACUUGUCUACGGAAGACCAGAUAAAGGAAACCGGCACCCCAAAAAUCCAGGCCAUUUCCAGCUUGAGUGACGACAGUGACCUCGAACUGGACAGCUCUUCCCUCUCGAUGCUUGAUGGCACUCCCACAGACAACACAGGUGUGCUCUCACACGUAUUUGCACUCUCCAAAGGCCUCUCAAAGACAGCCUGGGUACCUUUCGCAGACAUAUGUAAACCAACAGCGACAACAGAAUUGGAAACCCAACGUCACGACUCUGGCACCACCUCUGCAAGACCCCUCAUCCAGGAGCUGGAAGAGGGAAAGCCAGACCAGUCACUCCUGCCCCAACCUUGUGCAAGUGACCCCGCACUUGGCCAGUCUAGUGAAGAUGGAGACAGCCAGCUGACUGCAGCCACUCCACUAGGAGCUGAGAAUGAAGCACAGUCUUUGUUGGACCUGGAGGAGCCCCGUGCCAGGGAAGGCCUGGAAGAUAUUGAAUUUGGCUUGGACUAACCCUAAGGCAGUCUACACUGUUAGGCUAGCGGUGGCAAAGUGGAUGCAGGGCACUCUGUCCUGGGCAUCGCUGCUGAUGCACUCUGGGACCCUGCACGGCAGGAACUGUGCAGCCAUACCCAUGUGACUUACACCCAGUGCUCCUCUUUCCCCUGGUUACAGACCCCUUGAGUACAUAAACGCUUUCUGACCCACACAAGUCAGCAUGUUACUGGGUUGCCAGUCAGGCUCUUCUGAUGA
Messenger RNA from Psammomys obesus (fat sand rat), 2141 nucleotides. It is a transcript of the gene Dnaaf1, whose product is annotated as dynein axonemal assembly factor 1. Bases 24 to 1901 code for a protein of 625 amino acids. Gene Ontology annotation, biological process: cilium assembly. Gene Ontology annotation, molecular function: dynein complex binding; protein binding. Lineage: Eukaryota; Metazoa; Chordata; Mammalia; Rodentia; Muridae. Gene Ontology annotation, cellular component: axoneme. The record is from RefSeq and is a predicted model, not a curated record. The transcript has 12 exons.